Molecule: messenger RNA, 1008 nt
Organism: Ectocarpus siliculosus
Lineage: Eukaryota; Phaeophyceae; Ectocarpales; Ectocarpaceae
Source: the annotation of a GenBank genome assembly
AUGCAACUCCAGCUGGCCUCGUUGCAGCUAUGCAUUUCAUGUCGAAGCGUGCCGAGGUUGCACGUGAGAGUGGACCGCUCCACGCCUACUCCCCUGUGGGCCCGUCCUCCCGAGAGGGAGACUCGCCGAGCGAAGCAGCGGCGUGUCGGUCGUGUGCCUGUCGUUCAGGCCCGCGUGGUGACGUGGAAGCUCUCAUCUCAGAGGCUUGGUCUGAGCGGGGAGAGUUUGGCUUCGGUGCCAUGCUUCAUAUUUGGCAACCAAGGGAUCGACCAGGUGGGAGGCAUGAGGUGGCCACCGGCGAUCCAGACGUUGAUGUUUGCAGAUGGGUUCAACAGCCCCUUGGAGAACAUGACGUGGCCGUGCUCCCUGCGGGAGCUGAACUUGGGGAUAGAUUUCAACCAGCCGAUUGAGGCAGUUAAGUUGCCGGAGUCGUUAACGGCCGUGACCUUCGGCGCAAGUUUCAAUCAGCCGAUAGCCGCAGUCGUGUGGCCAGUAUCGCUCCAAGACUUAAGCUUCGGGUGGGAAUUCAACCAACCUUUGGGCGAGGUUGUGUGGCCGGCAUCUCUGCGAAAGGUUGGCUUCGGGCGGAACUUCAACCAGUCGAUUGCUGGACUCGUGUGGCCUUCGUCACUCCAAGUGUUAGACAUAGCCACGGACGUCAGUCUAGGUUUGGACCAGGCCGUAUGGCCGGCGUCUCUACAAUUUCUGACGCUUGGAGGCUUGUCCAACCAAUCCUCGCACCGGCUGGUGUUGCCAUCAUCGUUGCAAACGUUGAGUUUUCUCGGUGUAGUGGAUCACCCUCUGUACCAGUUCUCCUGGCCAGCAUCGCUGGAACAGCUCUUUUUUUUCAGGAGCAUCAGGAACGAGUCCCUUGACAGCGUAGUGUGGCCCGCCUCACUCAACAAUCUAUUCUUGGGCGGGGGCUUUAACCAGCCACUAAAUGGGGUGACAUUCCCCCGGUCACUUGUUAAGCUUGGAUUGGAAGUCUCGCAGGAGCUGGUUGGGUAG